Messenger RNA from Puccinia graminis f. sp. tritici CRL 75-36-700-3, 783 nucleotides. RefSeq lists its product as uncharacterized. The record is from RefSeq and is a predicted model, not a curated record. The transcript has 2 exons. Lineage: Eukaryota; Fungi; Basidiomycota; Pucciniomycetes; Pucciniales; Pucciniaceae. Bases 157 to 783 code for a protein of 208 amino acids.
GAUCACACUUUACGUAAUUACCACUUUCAAGACAACGUAGAUCUACUUACAUAAAACAUUCCACUAAUUCGGCGCAUUUCCUGAGCUAGCCUGACGUCAUACAACAUCAUAGUCCGCUCAACCCCUCUCAAGCUUUUUGAUCAUAUCGAAAUCGCCAUGAAUACUACUUUCUUCACGAGUCUACUGGCCGUCAUCCUAAUUGGACUAGAUUCUUCAGCGGCUCGACCUGCUUUUGGGCGUGUAGGAGACCUGGCCAGCCAUGACGUCGAGUCUCUUCCGCGAUUUCUUGAGAACGGUGGAUUACAAGGGCCUAUGCAUGAAGACUCAGUCUUUGAUUCAGGAUACCUUUCACGCUACAACCUUCAAUCACCAACUGGUGGGAUGAAAACGGUACAAAAGACUUCGCCAAACCUUCUUGGUGAACCGAAUGAAGCGGGAGGCUCCGCGCUGCUUGAGAAUGCACGACUUGUCCUCUACCGGAUACUGUACGGGACCGGAGAGAAGACUGAAACCGAUGGAGCCAUUACCGCUGAUCAGAUCAUGCGGAAUAUGAUGUCCUUUGAAGCAAUCCCGACGGCGGGAAAACCGCACUCCGGUAAUCUUGUCAUACGUCCAUCUGAGAGUAAAAUGACUACCACGGCCACUGAUGGAGACAGUCCCAAGUCAACAUUAUCGACGCAUCAGAUCAUCCGGAAUAUGAUGCCCUUCGAGGCAAUCCCACUGGAGGAAGAACCGCACUCCGGUCUAUCUGAGGGUAAAGUUAUCACUUCUGCGACUAAUUGA